AUCACUUGACCUCGACCAAUACCUUUGAAUCUGUUCCGACCUCAAGGACUCAAAUCGCCUGCAGCAGUAAUUGGGAGAGUUCUGUCUAGGCCUGGAAAGUCAAUAACACGAUUGAGGACUUGUUGGUCAACGUUCUAAAGAGUUAGCCCAUUCAGCGCCAAGUGACGAGCGGGCUGUGGUUCUAUCAUUCCAUGGACGCCAAAUCAUGAUUCCACGAAGGCUCUAUUCCAUUUCUGUCAUUCGUUUGACCCAAUGCCAAUUGGCGGAACGAUUAUCAAUGCGGACAAAAUAAGGGUGCCCAUGUCCUCCUUGGAUGGUCUCAAUACCGACGCAUUGAACGAAAUAAUCCAGCUUGUCCAUGCUUCCUCAAGACACACAUUAUUUUCCCUGUUGCGGGUCAACAAGACCUUUCACGAUUUGACACUACCUUUUCUCUACCGAGUUCUGGAUUUCGACUUCACACAAGCAGAUCAUCGGCGUUGCACAGAAGUUCUUCACGACCCAUACACUUACUCACAACACCGAAUUCAUUCCAUCACGGGGGGUGAUCCAAGGAUCCUCAAGGCGAUCAGGAAGGUCGUUGUUCACUCUACCUAUGCUCGAUGGCCAAGAGACACCCUCCAACGAACAUAUUUCAUACCGUCUGACGAAGACAUUGAGUGCAAAUGGUCGUUUUUCGUUACAUUCUUAUCUCGGAUCGCUCAUCUACAAGAACUGGUGUUCGAUUGUCAAGAGAGGGUCCCCCUCGUCUUACUGGACGUUCUUCAUAGCCGACAUCCACUAUGCCGACUUCAUGUGCGGGGUUGGACAAGGGCUGGGUACGACGUGCGGGUAGGAGAUCCGUAUGAGAAGGCGUUGGCUAUGUCACCUUGCCUUCGAAGUAUCGACGCAUUCGUUUUUUCGGGUCCACCAGGAGCAGAUCUUUAUUUGCCGGCAUUUCUUCGAAUCGCGUCCCUUGCACCAAACCUCCAGUCAAUGGGCUAUAGCAUCUCGACUUCUGGGGGUUGGCGGUCUGCGCUGAACCGAUUAACGACAGAGCAGAGAGAAAAGAUUCGAACAGAGUCAGAACGAUUCGAGGUGAAGGAGCCGGUACGGAAAGGGUUGAGGAAGAUCAAAUGGACUGAAUUGGACGAGAACGUUCUUGAUCGCUUUGAACAAGCGGGUCUGGACCUUGGAACAGUCGAGUCGUUGGAUAUGGGGGAGGUAUCCCGUAUCUCAGGGUUGAUUCGUGCGAGAAAUCAGGGACUUUUUGCGGCUCUCAAACACCUAUCCUUCACCGUCAAUCAUUCUUCUCGCUCAGACUGUACGGAGAAGGAAUUGAAGUCGAAUAUUGUCGACUUUUUACUCUCCAUUCCGCCGUUACAAUCCUUGUCCAUCGCUAAUUACUCGGCAUUCAUCGAUCUCUUCGCCCUUUUGCGUUGGCAUGGCGGUUCGCUCCGCUCAUUAUCCCUGCACGAGGUGGAGAUUCCUCACGAAAACGAAACGCGGGAGGUUCUGACUGUUGGACAGUUAAAAGAAUCUACGCUCAAUGGCGUCCCAAUUGGAGGAGAUAGAAUUGGACAUCAACAGGACGGUUGAUGAUGCAAAUCAUUUGGCUUACUACGAGGUCCUCGGGUCGUUUCCGCAACUUCGCCGCGUCAGCAUCCACUAUGACUUCGGUCGGGUCCAUCGGACUUGUGGUGGCCAGCUCAGUGACUGUCCUCGGAAUCGGAAAUAUCCCGAAAAAUUUGAUGAAAACUUUGGGAUGAGCGUUUGGAAGACUCUCCAUACUUCCAAGCAAAAACAUGGUCAUGCCUACCGAGGGAUUGAGGAGAUAGCGAUAUUCGUCGGACGGCGUCGUUGCCAGAGCAGGUUUGGUCUGUUAGCAGGUGGGAGGCAUUCUGCCCAGACGCUGGUUUUGAGGGCGAAUGAGAGAGAUGAUGAGAGGAAUGAGCGUAUUGUUAGGGUUCUGGCGCCCUCAGGGUUUUUCAUAGGACGAUAUUGUGCGUAGCCGUACGAGAGGAAGGAAUAACUAUCUAUCUUGCGUUGAUACCGUACUCUUCGCAUGGACUUUUAGUGGAGAAAUGGAAAUCCAACCCUGAACGAUGUUUACUGUCAAGUUGUGUCAGAUCCGAGAUGGACAACUCAGUGCAACAAAAAAGUCAGAUUGUCUCUGACCACCGCCUCCGAAUCAAAUUUCCAAACGUCGAUCCCUCGUCUCAUCUCUCUUCCCGUACAUCCUACAAGUCCAACUCUACCUGAGGCGGCAAUCCAGAGUACCGGCUGCUUUGUUUUGGUAACGAGUCAUUCGCUGGAUUUGGACUUUGUCCCCGGUGUUUCUCGAGAUAGCGAUCCAAUGCAAGACUUGCCAUUGUGUUAAGGCAAUCGAAGGUGCUCGCUCUGUAGGGAACUUAUAUCAGAACAUUCAUACCCC
Molecule: messenger RNA, 2413 nt
Organism: Marasmius oreades (fairy-ring Marasmius)
Lineage: Eukaryota; Fungi; Basidiomycota; Agaricomycetes; Agaricales; Marasmiaceae
Exons: 4
Coding region: 253-1578 (441 amino acids)
Source: RefSeq, a predicted model, not a curated record